GAGCAUUCCUCGACAAUGGAUCAGUGCAGGCGGAAUAUGAGCAAAUUGCAAUUUGCAUUAAUUUUCACGCUUAUUUGGCAGAGCAGAGCAGACUCCUCAGAUCCCUUCCUGCUACAGACCCAAAGCUUACCCUCGGAUUUGAACUUUAUGCCCAGUCUGUCCAAUGGACAUUUGGGUUACACGGUCUUUGGAGAUGCCAUCUUCAUGAAUGGCGUGUACAAUGGCGCCACUGGGAACAGCAAGCGUGCGAGAAUUCCCAACUGGAUCAACAUAAAUGCCGAGAUCUGCGAUCGCUUUGGAUGCGAACAAGCAACUGACAUUAGCUAUGAGAUGAAUCUGCGUGAUGGCUACUUUCAUUACACGAAAAGCUACGCUUCCAUUGGCAUAACGCUGGAGCAACGCACGUAUCCACAUCGUUAUUACAAUCGCGCUUUGAUCUACGAAGUGCUGGCCACACGACAUGCGACAUCCACAUUUAUCAACUCACCGCGAUUUCUAAAGCUGACACAGCAACCCGGCAACGCCAGCGAUGCCUUUGACUUUGUGGUGAUCAACAAUGGCAGCGAUGCAGUUGAAAAUUAUCGCCAGUUACGUGGACGCACCCGUAUCGUGGAGUUUGAGAAGUUUCAGCCGCAAGCUCAUGAGAUUCACGUGGCAUUCAGUGAGUCCCUUGAGCAGCCACGUCAAGUACCUUGGCCCACAUGGCAAGCUCAACUGCAGCAUCGCGUUGCCAUCUGCUUGGAUCGCGUAGAAAGUGUUGCACUCAAGGAAUUGCAGGAUGUGAUGCGGCUCAGUGACGCCGCCUUGCUGGCAAGCCACACAAAGUUGUGGCAUGAGUUUUGGCAGCAGCAUUUCUCCAUCGAAAUCACAGGCAAUGCUCUCGAAUUAUCGCGCAUUGUGAAUGCUGGCAUCUUCUAUUUGGUCAGUUCGCUGCCCACGCUAAGCAGCAAUCAACCGAACGAUCCAUACUAUGGCUUGAGUCCCACUGGCUUGGCACGCGGCAAUCUGGAGGCCGACUACCAAGGUCACAACUUUUGGGAUACGGAAAUCUGGAUGCUGCCGGUGGCCACACAGUUUGGCUACGACUAUGGCAAACUGCUGCUUGAGUACCGCUUCAGCCAUCUGAAUGGAGCGCAAUACAAUGCCAAUGCAACGGGUUACAAGGGUGCCAGAUUCCCCUGGGAAAGCGCCUACACGGGCACGGAAGUGACCAAUCCCUGCUGUCCCGAGGUGUCACAACAGGAAAUACACAUCUCACCGGACAUUUCGUUUGCGCUGCAAAAGCUUUUUGCCCAAUCCCAAGAUUACAAUUGGCUCUGUGAACGCGCUUGGCCAAUUGUCGCCGAGGUGGCCGACUUUCUGUUUAGCCGAGCGAGCUGUGAAGCGAAUGCUUGUCACUUUCACCAGGUGAUGGGACCCGAUGAGGAUCAUGCCAACAUCGAUGACAAUGUCUACACCAAUGCUGUGUCCAAGAUCGCACUCGAUUUUGCUGCCUGGACAGCUGACAAAUGCGACAGCAACACCAACAAUUCAGCACGCAUCGCAAAUUGGCAACAGCUUAGGGAUCAGCUGGUCAUUUUGUAUGAUGCACAACUGGAUUAUCAUCCGCAGCAUUUGGGGUAUCAGUUGCAGGCCAUUGUGAAGCAGGCAGACACCAUAUUGCUUGGUUAUCCACUGCAAUUCGAUACUAGUUCAACGCAUUUGAAUGAUUUGCAUUACUAUGCGAAUGUGACACGAGAAUCGGGUCCAGCUAUGACCUGGUCCAUGUUUGCAGCCAACUAUCUGGGAACCGCAGAGUUUAGUCGUGCCGAUGAGUAUUUUACACGCGGCUAUCAGAGCUAUGUGCGUCCCGAGUUCAAAGUAUGGAGCGAAACGCCCAUUGGUUACGAUGGCUCUGCCAAUUUUCUAACUGGCAUUGGAGGUUUCCUUCAAGCUCUAAUCUUUGGCUAUGGUGGCCUCAAUUUUGCUCGCGUCCAUGACACGUUGCAGCUGCAAUUGACCACUGCCAAUGUGCCACCAAAUGUACAGCAGUUGCAGGUGAAGUACAUUCAAUUUGCAGACAGCAAGUGCAGUUGGCAAUUCAGUCAUGAAAACUCAACAAUGAAUUGCUCUGGUCCGUCGACGCAGCAUUUCGAACUGAUCCAAGGCAACAAACACACGCAGCUGGGCAGCAAUUUUACAGUGACACUAAACAGAGGAGAUUUACCAUUGCAAAUUCUACUGCUAAACGCCGAUAAAACAUCUCAAGCUUAAACUGUAUUAAUUUGACAAGGAU
This is a messenger RNA of Drosophila nasuta, 2275 nucleotides long. RefSeq names its product protein-glucosylgalactosylhydroxylysine glucosidase. The transcript has 5 exons. Gene Ontology annotation, molecular function: hydrolase activity, hydrolyzing O-glycosyl compounds. Gene Ontology annotation, biological process: carbohydrate metabolic process. Lineage: Eukaryota; Metazoa; Arthropoda; Insecta; Diptera; Drosophilidae. The record is from RefSeq and is a predicted model, not a curated record. Bases 16 to 2253 code for a protein of 745 amino acids.